This is a messenger RNA of Durio zibethinus, 2428 nucleotides long. RefSeq names its product putative protein phosphatase 2C 68. NCBI's taxonomy places the organism in Eukaryota, Viridiplantae, Streptophyta, Magnoliopsida, Malvales, Malvaceae. Gene Ontology annotation, molecular function: protein serine/threonine phosphatase activity; cation binding. Gene Ontology annotation, biological process: protein dephosphorylation. The record is from RefSeq and is a predicted model, not a curated record.
GUUCAAUGUACUCCAACCAUUUUUAUUUUUCUUAAUUAAGAGUUAAAUUGGCAAUUAAUUAGUAUUAUGAUUUUAAAAAUAUUUUUAUGUUUCAAACACAAAUAAGAAGUUGCUGCAAUUAGGUUUCAACAGAUCAAAGGAAUUAAAUAGGAUCCGGGUCUCUUGGGUCAUCAUCAUCCGAUCUUCAAAGUGAUGGCAUCAUCGUAAUUCUCACUUGAAACAUGGAAUCAGGAAAGAAAAAGAAAAGAAAUGAAAAAAUGACAACUUUCUGUUUUUGAAAAAGAAAAAGAAAAACAGAAAAAUGUCUACUUUUUUCUCUCUACUACUCUCCUCCCCACUUUCUCUCUGUCUCUCCGAUCCAUGAAAUUCUUCAUCUUUUCUUCCUUUUCUUUACAUUUCUUCUUCUUUGAUCCAUUACUCUAACUAAUCCAUUCAAAAGCUUCAAACUUUCCUCACUUUUCCAAGAAAUUCACUUCCUUUGACAAAAAAAACUUAGUGGGGUUCUCAAAAAUUUUCGCUAUCCAAAGUCCAAACCUUAAAAACCCCUUUUUUUUUUUUAAUUUUCGACCCAUUUUUUGCUUUCAAAGGGCAAAGUUCAACAAAGGGUAUUGUUUUUAAGGGAAAUGAGGGAUGUUUUCGUGGUUGGCAAGGAUAACUCUCGCUUGUUGGAGACCAGUGAGUCGAUAUGCCCGUAUGAACAAGGAUAAUAACAAUAGUAAUAAUGAUGAACUUGAAGAAGAUUCCUCUUCUUUAAGUAAUUCACUUCUUUGGUGUAGAGACCUUGAAAAACACUCUUAUGGUGAUUUCUCCUAUGCUGUUGUUCAAGCCAAUGAGAUCAUUGAAGAUUAUAGUCAAGUUGAGACCGGCAACGAUGCUACUUUUGUUGGUGUCUAUGAUGGACAUGGUGGCCCUGAUGCUUCUCGCUUUAUCUCCGAUCAUCUCUUCCAAAAUUUGCUUAGGCUUGCUCAGGCUAAUGGAACCAUUUCUGAAGAUAUUCUUAGAAGCGCUUUCUCUGCAACUGAAGAUGGAUUUCUUACUCUUGUACGUAGAACAUGUGGAAUAAAACCAUUAAUUGCAGCAAUUGGAUCUUGUUGUCUGGUUGGAGUUAUAUGGAGGGGGACAUUAUACAUUGCUAAUUUGGGUGAUUCUCGAGCUGUAAUUGGCUAUUUAGGUAGAUCAAAUAAGAUUGUUGCUGAGCAGUUGACUAAAGAUCAUAAUGCAAGUAUAGAGGAGGUCAGACAGGAACUCAGGUCAUUGCAUCCAGAUGAUUCUCAUAUUGUUGUUAUGAAGCAUGGAGCAUGGCGUAUUAAAGGCAUCAUUCAGGUAUCUAGAUCUAUUGGAGAUGCAUACUUGAAGCGGCCAGAGUUUUCUCUUGAUCCUUCUUUCCCACGGUUUCACCUUUCUGAACCCAUUCGACAACCUGUGUUAACAGCAGAACCAUCCUUGUGCACCAGGGAAUUAAAACCUAGUGAUAAGUUUCUCAUUUUUGCAUCUGAUGGACUUUGGGAACAUUUGACAAAUCAGCAGGCUGUCGAGAUUGUUUAUAACUAUCCACGAGCAGGAAUUGCAAGAAGACUUAUUAAAACAGCUUUAAACGAGGCAGCUAGGAAAAGGGAGAUGAGAUAUGAAGAUCUUAAGAAGGUUGAUAAAGGGAUUAGGCGAUUUUUCCAUGAUGAUAUUACAGUUGUUGUCGUCUUUAUAGACCACGAGUCGCUCAGCACAAAGAUGUCUGUUCCAGAGCUGUCUGUUCGAGGGUUCGUUGACACCAUUGGACCAUCAAACUUCAACAUUCUUUAAGGAUUGAUGCAAAGCAGCAAAUGCGUGGUCUAUCAUCUGAAUUAUUACCUUGUCACUUGAAAUAAUCGGUGGGGUUGUGGCGAAGUUCAGCAAGUUUCUUUAUGAAUUUUACUUUCCUUUUUUUUCUUCAACUGCUGAUAGCAUUUUUCUGAGCUUUUUUUUUUUUUCUUUCUUUUUCUCCCAUUACCAAGCAAGAAAAGUUUGAACUGAUUUUCAUUAGUAACUUUUACUUUGAUAUGCAACUUAUUAUAACCCCUAUAAGAGAAGCUACAUUUUCAUUUCUUUCUUUUUUUUUCCUUUUCUUCCUUUUCUAUUGUUUUCCCCCCUUCAUUUGGUUCCAGAUGAUUAUACAAAACGUGUAUAUUAACAGCAGAGUGUGUGUGUAUAUAUACAUAUAUAUAUAUAUAUAUUUAUAUAUAAGAAUUGUUCUUGUGUUUAUCAAAUGGAGGCAUGUGAAAUUAUAAUGAAAAGAUUUCUGAUUCAAUCCAAAACACGCAACUCUUCUACAAUCAAAUGGUAAUGUAAAAAAAUGAAUUGCAUCAUGUUCAUCUUCUGGACAUCAAGAGUGGAAAACGACAGGGAAAAAAAGGAACAAGAGGGGGAAAAUGGGAAAUAACUUGAAAAAAAAAAA